Phytophthora nicotianae INRA-310 is the source of this 1787-nucleotide messenger RNA. RefSeq lists its product as hypothetical. Lineage: Eukaryota; Oomycota; Peronosporomycetes; Peronosporales; Peronosporaceae. The transcript has 7 exons. Gene Ontology annotation, biological process: endoplasmic reticulum to Golgi vesicle-mediated transport. Gene Ontology annotation, cellular component: Golgi membrane; endoplasmic reticulum membrane; endoplasmic reticulum-Golgi intermediate compartment. The coding region runs from base 1 to 1239 and encodes 412 amino acids. The record is from RefSeq and is a predicted model, not a curated record.
AUGAACUACCUUUUUUGCCACGUCGAUCGCACAACCAAAACACGCCGACGAACUACGAGCAAGAUUGCCAUGGCUCAACCCGGCUCAUUCCAGAACCCCAACAACCGCCAGCGGCCGAUGCAGUUCAACGCGACGCCUGGCUUCGGCGCGGCUCCACAGUUCCCAUCGCAGCCGGCCAUGGGCCAACAGCGCACGCCACAGCGUGGCCCAGCGCACCAGUUCCACCAGAAAUCCGUAGCUUCUCCUGCUCCGAUGCAGGCUUCGACCUCGGACGGAUUUUUCAACCAGCAGGCCGCUUCGGCCUUCACCCAGGAUUAUCACCAACCAGGAAUGAAUGCGGUGCCUCCUGCCCAGCAGCAGUUCCAGUCGACACCCGCAGGCUUCCAACAUCGCCACCCAGCGCACGGCGGCUAUGCGCAAAAUGUUCCGCAGCAGACCCCGCCGAAUAGCAACCCACGGCCGCAUAUGCAGCACCCUCAGCAGGCGCAGCAGGCAGACUUUAUCAAUCAGUUCUCCAGGUCAGUAGAUUUUUAUUUUAUUGACUUGAAAUUUAUGCUUAAUUUUGCUUUUGCUGCUGGCGGUAGCAACCCGAUGGCAGGACUGGCGAUGAAUAGUGCGCAAGAUUUCUUGCAGAAGCAGUCGGAGAUGUAUUUACCUGGCGCAUAUGGUAUUUGGGGCAGCUUGAAGUACUAUUUCACUGUCAACAACUCUUACGUUAAGAGUCGUCUCAAGAUCUUGCUGCUCCCGUUCCGGCACAAGAACUGGCGCCGUAUUGGCAAUGGCGAGCAAGACGAAUCCAAGCCAAUGCAAUACGCUCCUCCUACUCGUGAUAGCAAUGCCCCGGAUCUCUACAUCCCGCUGAUGGGAUUCCUGACCUACAUUUUGCUUGUGGGUUACUCCAAAGGCACUUCGAACCAAUUCAGCCCGGAUGUGAUCACCAAGGAUGCGAGCUACUGUCUUGUGAUGCAGUUGAUCGAGAUCGGCGUUCUGGCUGCCUGUCUUUACGUGCUAAACAGCUCGAUCUCGUUCCUCGACUUGGUAUCUUUUUCCGGCUACAAGUAUAUUCCGUUGGUGAUCAAUGCGGUCGUCUUCCAGCUGCUCGGCUCGAUCGCUUACUACGUGUUCCUCCUGUACACUGGUGUUGCCGUGUCAUAUUUCACACUUAACUGCAUGAAGGGAAGCGUAGCGGAGCCAUCUCCUGAGAACCGCCUCUUCCGGAACUACCUGCUUUUCGGGUGAGGUUCAUGGAUUGCUGGCAAAUAUUGCUGCCCUCAUAUGCUCACUUAUACGUAUGUUUGAAUCUUGCAGCGUGUCAUGCUUGCAGCUCAUCCUCGUGUGCUGGAUCUCUUACACCACCGCUCCUGGCGAAUAAAUGGCAACCGAGGAAGGCACUGCAGCCUAGCUUUCAAGGAGAGUGGAUGCUGCGAUGGAUAGCUACACUAUUAGCCGUGGACUUGGGGAUCUGCAGCCAACGUAUCACGCACGCGAACCCGUCAAUAACUGAAGCCACUUACUAGUAUGGUCUUUGCUGAAUUCUUCUCUUGUCGUUUGUUCACCUUUCGCAUCAGUUGCCCACGAUGUCGAUGACUUCUUGUCUGUGCCACCGUGCCGGGCGGGAUGAAUUUCUUUCACACUGGGCGGUGUUAAAAAAACACCUAGCUACCGGUAUCCCGUAUGCUCUUCACUCCUCCUCCGCGAGCACUGGGAAGACCUGCAGCUUUCCUAUGGUACAAAGCUAGAAAACAAUAUGCAAAACAUGAAGUGACACCUAAUCGAAGGACCGACCC